Messenger RNA from Adelges cooleyi (spruce gall adelgid), 3547 nucleotides. Its product is annotated as leucine-rich repeat-containing protein 24-like. Gene Ontology annotation, molecular function: protein binding. Bases 273 to 2300 code for a protein of 675 amino acids. The transcript has a single exon. Lineage: Eukaryota; Metazoa; Arthropoda; Insecta; Hemiptera; Adelgidae. The record is from RefSeq and is a predicted model, not a curated record.
CGAACAGUUCGUACCGGUUCGUUCGUACGAGAGGAUCCGUCGUCGCAACGCCGUUUGUGUGUUAUUCCAACUCGUUGUGCUUUCGAAGCGAGGAGAAAACUUUGUUAACCAUAUCACCGUACAUAUUUAAUUUGUUUUCACCGCCGUCGCCAGUGCGUCGUUAGAGCGAGCGUUGUGCGGCGAUCGUUUUUUUUUUUUUUUUUUGUUAUUAUUUUUCAACCGUCGAAUACGCGUCGACGCUUAUGUGCUGCGCUCGGGUUGCAUAUUGAAAAAUGCCGCCGUCGUCGUGUAAGAAGCGCCGUUGUAGUGUCGCGACCGUCGUGAUGUGGUGGAUCGCGUUGGCCGCUCUGGUGUCCGUCGCCGCGAGCAUCGACGGGUGUCCGGAAGGCUGCUCGUGCAAGUGGAAAGGCGGCCGUCCGACCGUCGAGUGCGUCGACCGCGCGCUCAUCACCGUGCCCACCGGAGUGGAUCCGAACACCCAAGUGCUGGACCUGUCCGGCAACAACCUGCAGAUAUUGCCCAACGAGACGUUCGCCAAGGCCGGGUUGGUCAACUUGAAAAAGGUGUACUUGCGCAACUGCCGAAUCGGACAGAUUGCCGAGACAGCGUUCCGCGGUCUCGCCAACUUGAUCGAGCUGGACCUGUCCAACAACCUGUUGACCCAAGUGCCUUCGUUCGUGUUCCGCGACAUACCGUACUUGCGCGACUUGUCCGUCGCGGAGAAUCCCAUCCAAAAGAUCGAAAGUCGAGCGUUCGUCGAGUGUCCGGGCAUCGUCAAGCUGGACGUAUCGCACUGCGGUCUGCAGUCGGUCGGAGCCCACGCAUUCGACGGCGUCACCCGCUUGGAAACGCUCAAGAUCAACGACAACAAACUGAGCGAACUGUCGGCCACCGUUCUCCAGUCAUUCAGCAAGCUCAAUUCCAUCGAGCUGCACGACAACCCGUGGGUGUGCGAUUGUUAUCUAAGACCGAUGAAGAUCUGGCUAUCCGGCAACAACGUGCCGUACAGUCAGCCCGCCCUCUGUGCGGGAGGGCCCGAACGACUGUCCGGCAAGCCGUUGAUGGCGUUGGACGUCGAGGACUUCGAUUGUCGCCCGGACGUGCGCGUUGAAUCGCGUUACGUGGACGUGGCUGAGGGCGCCAACGUGUCGGUUCGGUGUCGCGUCGAGCCCGGUUCGAUGGCUCACAUCGCGUGGUACCUCAACGGCCGUCGGCUGCAAGCGGCCGGCGUGCCCGUCGGUUAUCCCGCGGCGUCCACCAAUCCACGCGUAAUGGUCGUGGACACGGCUGACGACGGCAGCGGUCGUCGCAGCGAAAUGACGCUGACGGACGUGCGCAAAGAGGACGCCGGUCAAUAUUCGUGUCUGGCCGAGAACAGGGCCGGUAACUCGGAAGCCAACUUUACGGUAUACGUGACGGAACGGCCGUCAGUGAUCAUGUCCACUUUCGUAGCGGGCCACAUAAACGGUAUAGCCGCCGCAUUCGCCGCCCUCAUAGUGUUCAUCUUGGUGUUGAUCGCUCUGACAGUGAUGCGGAUCCGCCGGUCCGGUUACCCGUCCGACUCGAAACCCGCCGCGGCCGCCCAUUCGACCGUCGACUACCACCAUCAACACAAGCCCAGCGUUAUGACGGGAGUCGGCAAGACCAACCCCGCGCUGGAUAUAUCGUCCGUGAUCGAGCGCAAUUACGACCCGGACUUGGAACCGCGUCCGUCGGCCCUCACGCCGACCGGGUCUUACCACGUGACCGGACUGGACCUGAUCCACGACCACGACGCGUCCCGCCUGGAGAUGUGCGAUUCGCCCAUGUCGGCCAAACCGCCGUCGUACUACAGCAGUAGCAACCGGACGACGACCACCGGCACGAUGCGCAACUAUGACGACCGGACGCCCAUCAUUGGCGGCGGCGGCGGAGACGCGUACAGCGUUGGCACGGGAUCGGACGAGGUGUUUUCGUACAACAGCGGCCAACAUCCGUAUCCGAUGCAGCCGCCCGUCAUGUCGAACAUGAACAACGGCAGCGGCGACUACCCGGCCGACUACGGGUUGCCCAUCAUACCGCCUUUGCCGCAACACCAUCACGCGCACCACCCGGAGGACAACAUGCACCUUCACCAACAGCACCAUCAGCACCAGCUCCAGCAGCACCAACAGCAGCAGCAGCAGCUACUGCAACAGCAGCAACCCUCGGUGAAGACUUUGAGGGUGUGGCAGAGAGGAGUGCCGGUGCUGCCGACCACGCCGUCCCUUCAACGGUUCGCCAACAGAACGUCCCCGACGACGCCCGGGACGGACGUGUGAACGAGUAAAAAAACGCCGACGGGAAGACCAUAUUAUAUUUAAAAAAAAAAAAAAAGGAAUCUUCGACUGGCUUGGGCCGCGUUUCCUAAUGGCUUUAUAAUGACACGGGCCCGGGGCGGGGCGGGACGGGUAAAUAGGUUUUGUUUUGAUAAAUCUUUUUUAUUCAUUUAAUUUUCAUUUCUUUUUUAUAAUAUGUAAUCAAGAUAUGCUUUUCUCUUCUGCGUUUACUCUUUGCCACUUUUUACACGUGCUUAAGCCCCUUCUUACUCGGGUUCUUUCAAAAAACCGUUUGUUAUUUUUGUUAUCUUGGCGUUUUUCCUUUCCCAUCAUAAUCAUAAUAUUAUUAUUUAAAGUAUAGUACCUAUACAUUAUUAUAAUUUCUCGCGGAGACACCUGCAGUUAGAACAUUAUAUAGCAACAUAUAGUUAGUGAUAGUAGUACCUAGUUGCAAACAAGGGACGGCGACUGUUAUUAUUAUUACUUGUACCGACGACCGCUGCUUUUUAUAGUAUUAUUUUUUUCUUGGUUUUUGUUUUUAAACAACAAGGUUAUACCGAUUGUUGUUGGUCGUCCGAAGAACCGAAUUUGAUUAUCCAGGGUUCUUUUUUUUCCCCCUUUCAGCGGCCGUGAGAUCUCAUUCGUUACGGAGAUGCGCGUCAUGCCGAAUGUUCCUAUGUGUUUAGGGUAUUAUGUUGUACAAAACUACGGUUUUAUAAUAUUGAAAAUAUUAUUAUAUGUAAUGUAGGAUGUUUUUUUUUAUUAGGAUAGUUUUUCUCUCCAAAAUAUGGCUGUGAUGAUUUGUAGUUUUUCUUUUACUUAGGAAAAACUUUUUUUUUUUUUUGUAAAAUAUUAUUAUUGUGUAAAAAAUGUAUAUAAGAAUAUUAUGACGAAAUGCCAAAAUCAAACAAUUUUUUUUUUUUAUUUAAGUUAAGCGAAACACUAUAAUAUUAUUAUUAUAUGAAAAAAAUAGUUUUUCACUCGCCGAAUGCUACUGCUGUUGUACUAUAAUAUUAUGUUCGGCGAUUGAAUUAUAAAAUAUGUUGUAAAAUGUAAAUUAUUAUUGAUCAGUGCGUAAUCAUAUUAGUAGAACGUUAUAUGUUAAUGUAUUAACGUUAUCAUAUUGUUGUCUACCUAAUUUGAAUCGAUUUGUACCUAUUCCAUUUUGUAUUAUAAUAUGUAUAAUCAUUAAGACGAUAAAUAAAAUUAAUUUAUUUUUAUAAUUAUCAUUAUAGUAUAUUACAUUAGUA